Pestalotiopsis fici W106-1 is the source of this 954-nucleotide messenger RNA. RefSeq lists its product as uncharacterized. Gene Ontology annotation, cellular component: cytosol. The record is from RefSeq and is a predicted model, not a curated record. Lineage: Eukaryota; Fungi; Ascomycota; Sordariomycetes; Amphisphaeriales; Sporocadaceae. The coding region runs from base 1 to 954 and encodes 317 amino acids. The transcript has 2 exons.
AUGGGAUCCUUUGCUGUACCACAGCUCAUAUUCGGAUGUGGCGGCCUCGGAAAUGAGUUCAUUGGAGCGGAUUCUGUCAAAGAGCUCCUGGGUGUCCUGAAAGAGCUGGGUAUCAGUCGCCUGGAUACGGCUGGCCUGUAUCCUCCAACCGACAUCGGAGCCUCGCAGCGUCUUAUCGGAGAGACGGGCGCGGCAGGGCUAGGAUUCACGAUUGAUACCAAGGUUCUGAUCAGCAUGAAAGGUUUCGCGGGUACCCUUGAGCCCGCAAAGAUUGAGAGUUCCAUCGAGACCAGCAUUAGUGACCUGAGAUUGGGCGACGGCCAGCGUAUUGGCACCUACUACGCUCAUGCCCCGGAUGUCACAACGCCCCUAAAAGACCAGGCAAAAGGUUUCGAUGCACAAUAUAGAAAAGGACGUUUCGACAAGCUCGGCCUUUGUAAUUAUCCACUCGAGAUGCUCGCCGAGUAUAUCGAAAUCUGCGAGCGCGAGGGUUACGUAAAGCCUAGUGUAUUCCAAGGCUGCUACAACAUCAUUGACCGCCGACAUGAAGGGGCGACAAUGGACCUGGUCCGCAAGCACAAUAUCACAUUUGUAGCACACAGCCCAAACGCAAGUGGCUUCCUGCAUGGGAAACUCACGUCAGGCCAAGUCGAAGGAACGCGCUUUGCGCCUGGGAAUAUCAUGUCGAUCGACGCCCGGCGGUACGAUACAGAAAAGCAUCACGAAGUUAUCCGUUUCCUAGAUAACACCCUAGAGCCAUACGGCAUCUCCAAGACGGAUGCAUCGCUGCGAUGGCUGGCUUUCCACUCUCAGCUCACCGCCGAUGAUUUCAUUAUCUUUGGCGCAAGCAAACUCCCCCAGGUGAAGCAAAAUGUAGCAGCGGUGGCUCAAGGGCCUCUACCCGAUGAUGUCGUUCAGGCAAUAGAUAGCGUCUGGAGAACUCUCAAAGCCUAG